Messenger RNA from Danio rerio (zebrafish), 1431 nucleotides. The record is from RefSeq and is a predicted model, not a curated record. Lineage: Eukaryota; Metazoa; Chordata; Actinopteri; Cypriniformes; Danionidae.
GUGUGUUUUUUUACAGGUAUUUGUGCUUGUAGAAGCUUGAAUAAACCAUCACACUCUAUUGUACUGCUCAUCACCUGUAAAGUGCUCAUCAAUUCUACAAGAUAACCACAAGAUCACAGAGUGAACAUGAAUGAUUUCGCCGAAAACAGGAAUAUUUCUAUUCCGUCUUACUUCUACAUCAGUGGUUUUUCUGGUAUACCUCACAUGAGAUACUAUUACAUAUUCUUGUCUUUUGUUUACAUUAUUUCUUUCCUUGGAAACUCCUGUCUCAUGUUUGUCAUUAUCAUAGACCGUAAUCUUCACACUGCUAAAUAUAUUGCUGUCUUUAAUUUAUCACUGUCAGACAUUUGCGAGAGUACAGCUGUAAUCCCUCAGCUACUGGACACUUUUCUGUUUAGAAAUCAGUUGAUCCCGUAUAGAUUGUGUUUGUAUAAUAUGUUUUCUGUCUUUGUAUCUAUUUCAACACAGUCACUAACUCUUGCUGUUCUGUCUUUUGACAGAUUAGUAGCUAUUUGCUUACCACUGAGAUAUCAUAUGAUCGUGACCUUUAGAUCGAUGCUUGUAAUAAUUGGACUGACAUGGGCACUGACAUUGCUUAUGGUAAUGACUGCAACUAUUUUUAUAAGCAGACUUUCUUUCUGCAAAGUAAUUGUCACUGUGAACAGUUUCUACUGUGAUCAUGGGCCGAUAUAUCGCUCUGCCUGUAGCAAUAAUUUUCCAAGCUCUGUCAUAGGCAGUUUGUACCCAAUAGUGAUUCUUGGGUUGCCAGUGUUUUUCAUCAUCUUUUCAUAUACUUGCAUAGCUGUGACACUGUUCAGAGUCACAACUCCACAAGACCGUCAGAGAGCCACAAAGACAUGCACUGCUCAUUUAAUAUUAGUGGCUGUAUUUUACCUUCCCAUCACUAUUACAUAUUCUCUGGCAUCCAUUAUAAACACCAACACAAGGAUCAUUAAUCUCUCUCUGACCUCUGCCCUGCCUCCAAUGCUUAACCCUAUCAUCUACACGUUCAAAACAGAGGAGUUCAUGGUGUCUGUGAAAAAGCUUCUGAAACGGAAAAUCAUAUUCCCAUAUCUAAAAUAAAUGUUGACCCUCAUUUUGAUGACAUUACUAUAUACAAUGCUAUUGUUUUUAUGUUUUGAAUACUGUAUGCUCAAAUGUUUUGCAUUUUUAAAUACAACUGAAUAUCAUAGGUUCAAUAAAAAAAAGACUACAGGUAUCUCACAAUAUUUUUGUAAGACUAUUAUUUACUUUAAGUAAUGAAGUUUGCCCUGCAUGCUCAUGGUUUUGAAAACUAUUUUGGUGCAUUAAUCUUGUCAAUAAUAUUAUUCAGAAGGUCAUUAUUCGCACUCAUUAAAUAAUUGCUUUGUAUAUAUAUUUUUUCAAUGCCUUCCUCAGUGUGUGCAUUAUAUACUGUAAAAUAUCUGUAAA